This is a messenger RNA of Pestalotiopsis fici W106-1, 1179 nucleotides long. RefSeq lists its product as uncharacterized. The record is from RefSeq and is a predicted model, not a curated record. The transcript is spliced from 3 exons. NCBI's taxonomy places the organism in Eukaryota, Fungi, Ascomycota, Sordariomycetes, Amphisphaeriales, Sporocadaceae. Gene Ontology annotation, biological process: amino acid metabolic process; biosynthetic process. The coding region runs from base 1 to 1179 and encodes 392 amino acids. Gene Ontology annotation, molecular function: pyridoxal phosphate binding; L-aspartate:2-oxoglutarate transaminase activity.
AUGUUAACAAAGUCAAAAACCUUCUCAUGGGUUCCCCGUGGCCCUGUAGACCCCAUGUUCAAGCUUAAGGCCCUGGCUGAUGGCGACAAAUCUCCCUCCAAAGUCGACCUCGGAGCAGGUGUGUACCGAAUUGAAAAUGGCCAGUAUCAUGAAUUCGAAUCUAUCAAGAGGGCAAAGUCCCGAUUGCAAGCCUUGAACAUUGGCCACGAUCUGGCAUCGAUCCAAACUGUUGCUGGUACCGGAGCGAAUAGACUAGGAGCAGCUUUCCUCAAGAAAUACUUUCCAUCUGCCGAGAAAUCGAGCCAAGCCAACACGACAAAAGCAUUCGUUGGAACGCCUACAUGGGGAAACUAUGAACCUCUUUUCACCCACGCUGGCAUUGAAGUAGAAAAGUAUCGAUACUACGAUAGAACCUCUGGCCUGUUUGACUUUGACAGCACACUUACAGCCGCCGAAAGGGCCCCAGAGCAGAGCAUAUUCAUUCUCCAGGGAACAUGUCACAAUCCGACUGGGAUGGAUCCUAGCAGAGAGCAAUGGAAAUGCCUUGCUGAUAUAAUGAGACAGCGGCAUCAUUUUGCCUUUUUUGAUGUUGCCUAUCAAGGGUUCGGAUCACAGAAUGCAGACCACGGGGCGCAGGAUGUCUGGGCUGUGAGGUGUUUUGCCGAGCUCGGCAUCCCCAUGCUCGUCUGCCAGUCAUUCUCCAAGAACAUGGGCCUCUACUCGGAACGAACCGGGGCUCUUCACGUUGUGUGCUCGGAUGCUGCGAUUGCGUCCAAUGUUUUAGACUCUCUCCGGUCCAUCGCUCGCUGGGAAUACUCUUCGGCCCCAGCCUAUGGUGCUCUCCUUGCGAAUAUUAUACUCAACGACAAGGAGAUCUACUCCGCAUGGGGACUGGAACUUGCGGCUGCAAGCUCUCGCAUCUAUUCACUGAGGAGAAAGUUGUACCAUCUUCUCAGCGUCAAGUACAAGAGUCCUGGAGACUGGGAGAACAUCAUCUCUGAGCAAGGCCUGUUCUCCUACCUCAAACUGAACGAGGCGCAGGUGACGCAGCUGGUCAAGGAAUUCCGUAUUUACCUUCCAGAAAAUGGGAGAAUUAAUGUAUCAGGAUUGAACGAGGACAAUUUGGAGAAGGUAGCAAGUUCUAUUGAUGCAGUGAUAAGAAGAAUUAAUAUUCAAUGA